Molecule: messenger RNA, 273 nt
Organism: Fusarium subglutinans
Lineage: Eukaryota; Fungi; Ascomycota; Sordariomycetes; Hypocreales; Nectriaceae
Product: allantoate permease
Exons: 2
Coding region: 1-273 (90 amino acids)
Source: RefSeq, a predicted model, not a curated record
AUGACCGCCCCACAGAUCUUCCAAAAGUCCGAUUCGCCUCGCUAUGAGAAGGGGUUUACAGCGCAUUUCUGUCUUUACGUUCUCUUCAGCAUAUUCCUUGUCAUCCUCCGGCUCUUGUUGGUCGGUCGUAAUGCCAACAAGAGAAAGGCGGCUCUGGAAGCGUCUCAUGCGGCUGAUGACAGCAACAAGAAGAAUGGUGACCAGUUGGGGCACCUGAAUGCUUUUGCAGACUUGACAGACAAGGAGAAUCCCGAUUUUAGGUACGACUUCUGA